UUCGAUGCGUGGCGGAUGAUCCUUUGGUUGUGUGUGUGGAAAGCGCAUGUUAAAAUACCGUUUCCAUGCGAAAUCGUGUUACCAUCAAGGGCAUGGACCAUCGCGAUCGAUGGUUAGGGAUCGCAGUUCUUCAACAGCCGUCGGAUCGCUUGAUCGCAUUCAAAACUGACGCGUCAGUGCAACUUUGCCAACACACACAACGAAGGAUGUGGGCUCUGUGAAUGAACUUCCCAACAGUGAUUGAAAUCAGCGAUGCAGUAAUAGCGCUGCAGGCACAGUGCAACGUGUCGUGGGUGAAACUAUACGCUCGGUGCAUCGUGACGGAUGUAGUAAGAACGUUUACUACAUGUUUCAGAAGAUCUAAAGCAGACGGGACGGUCCAGUCACUUCCGUUGGGGACAUAAAGCUUUACGGUUAGCGCAGUUUUAUCGAGGCAUACUUAUCAGCAGUGCCGCGGCGGCCAAAAAGUGUCCGACCUACUACACAUAACGCUGCGUGCGGACUUUGCGACGGGGACCGGUGCGGGACACAUUCAUCUGUAUCCGCGGCACGAUUUCAUAGAACCGAUUAGCAGGGCGCGUAGGGUGUUUGGGGUGGUGUUCGCAUGUGCAUUCGUCAUAUGACGCCCCGGCCACGACCGCAAAGGCGUAAAAUUGUCAUCUACGCGAAGGCGUGCGGUCAGUAACUAGCCCGAGGCCAGCGCGAACAGUCACGCCACGGCCGGAUUUGUAGUCACCGCUUGACGCAGUCGCGAGUGAAGUGAAUCCGCGUGUUUCCGUUAUUUUUUUUUCUGCGAGUCGCCUCCUACGUCUGCGCACCAUCGUGAUCGAGCUCUCUCCGCGUUCACGUACUCCAAUCGCUUGCGGAACGAGGAAAUUGCAGCUAGUGAAGUGGUCUACAAGACGGUUUUAGGCAGAAGAGGCCUAUUGUUUUGCUAGCCUUCUUUUUUACAAAAGCGCGUGCACCCAGAAGUGUUAUUUCCGCAAGUUUCAUUAAGCUGAAAGCAAACCACAGUCAGUUCCCGGGUAGACUGAGGAAACGGUUCGUGUAAAAACCUACAUAAACUGGCCCUUGGUUUUCGGUGUUCAGCAUACUGUUGAAAAAGUGAAAUUGCACCGCACACGGUCUCGCGAACCUAAAGCAUAUUAUGUAUUGGUGGUAAAAACAAAACAAAAAAAAAUACCCCCACACACCAACACACCCAUGCACAAGAAAAAACAGGUUGUGAACGAUCACAGGAAGCCUUGGGACGGGACAGCGAAAAGCAUUAGACAAACGCACACAUCGCUCGGAUCGUGUUUGAGAAGCUAGAAAUAACAUAGCAGACCCGAGAACAAGAAACAUUUAAGCAUAAUGUUGAAGAACAAAGCCACCGAAGAAAAGGUCGACACACUGCUGUCCAAGAGUCAAAUUCCGAUCAUCGAUCUUGCGCACUGUGGAACGGAAGAGUGUCCCAUCCGGUCGGUGGUGAAUCGUGUCGGACAUCAGCUUCACAAAGCGCUUAGCGAAAAAGGCAUCGCACUACUGGUCAACCAUGGGAUCUCCGAGGAUAAGAUGAAACAAGUGUACGGCCACCUGGAUGACUUCUGCAAGCUAGCCGAUGGUACGAAGGAGACGUACCUGCGCAAGGGGGAGGCAAACCAUGGCUACAUUAAACCGGGCCAGGAGCGCUUCGACGGCAAAUCGAAGGACUUGCGUCACACGUACAACAUCUGCACGCUCAAGCCUCAGGACGGUCCGCUGCCGGAUGAACCACUGCCCGGCUUCCGGGAACACGUAUCGGAUCUGGCGACGGACUUCAAGCGCCUAUCGUCACUCCUGCUGCAGGCGCUGGCCGCCGGUAUGGAGCUUCCGUACGGGUACUUUCUCGAGAAGCACCGUCACAUCCUCGACGGGGAGGGAGAAAACCAGUCCACCUUCCGGCUGCUCUACUAUCCGCCGCUCAUCGAGGACGAUGGCAAGAACGAGCUGCUUCGGGGUACGUGCAAGUACAGCCAGCAGCGCUGUACGAAGGAUGAGAUCGAUCUGUCGCUGCCCGAGGACUACCGCGCGAAGGCCCGUGAACUGGCGGAGCAGGAGCACGAAAACCAGCAGAUCACACGCUGCGGGGCCCACUGCGACUACGGGACGUUUACACUGUUGGCCCAGGACUCGGAGGGUGGGUUGGAGGUGAAGCUACCUGGAACCGAUCGGUGGAAGCGCGUCGGCCACCUGCCCGGUGCCAUCCUGAUCAAUGCCGGUGAACUGUUGUCUACCUGGACGGGUGACAAAAUUUCUGCCCUCGAGCACCGUGUCAUUAUCCCGCAGGAGGAAACGAUCCGCACACGUGGCCGCCAUUCGUUGGCCUUUUUCGUUCAUCCUGACAACUGCAUCUCGAUUGCCCCGAUCGAUCUGCCCACGUCCAGUUCCUCGAACUCGCUCGAUUCGGACGAGAAGAAAACCAAGGGACGCAAGAAGUCCUUCAAAACGGCCAAGAGCAAGAUCUACAAUGCAUACCAGCACGUGCAGCGUCGCUUUAAGGAAACGUACGCGUCGUAGUCUCUCGUUUCGAUGGGAAGGAUGGACAUACGUCCUCUGGGCAGCAAUAGGACGUGAUUUGCGUGUGUCUCUUUGAGCGUUCGAGUGUGUAUGUGUGCGUGUGUGUGUGUGUGUGUGUGUGUUCGAUCGUGUGCGUGCGUUUGUGUUGCAGUUUUCCUUGCGUCAAUACACAGGAACGUCAACUAGCCAUUAUUAUUAUUAUCAUCAUCAUCAUCGACUUGAUCCUUGCCAUCGCUUAGUGCAAGGAGAGAGAUAGUGAUAGGAAAAAAGAGAAAGCAAACAAAGGGAAACAAGCAGCCAGUGGGAGUGAUUUUUGUCGGUGCUGUAUUUAUGAGACUUUAGCCACAAUUUAUUCCACCACUUUCUUCCAUCCUUUUGGUGUACUUUUUUUUAACUAAAUAAUAUAAACCCGUGUAGAAAAAAAAAGAAAAACAAUCUUUGCUACCCCACUGUA
Molecule: messenger RNA, 2992 nt
Organism: Anopheles coustani
Lineage: Eukaryota; Metazoa; Arthropoda; Insecta; Diptera; Culicidae
Exons: 5
Coding region: 1354-2538 (394 amino acids)
Source: RefSeq, a predicted model, not a curated record